Molecule: messenger RNA, 420 nt
Organism: Homalodisca vitripennis (glassy-winged sharpshooter)
Lineage: Eukaryota; Metazoa; Arthropoda; Insecta; Hemiptera; Cicadellidae
Product: ATP-dependent DNA helicase PIF1-like
Exons: 1
Coding region: 1-420 (139 amino acids)
Source: RefSeq, a predicted model, not a curated record
AUGAGAAACUUAAAUAUCGGUGAUGGACUCGUGAACGGCACCAAAGUCAUUGUGACGGCGAUCAGCAGCCGACUGAUCACCGUCAGACUUAUCGGCAACACGCAACCUAUCGGAAUUCCCCGGAUUACGUUCAGGUUCGCGUUUGCCGAAGGAUCGCCGCUCCGGGUUUGUCGCCGUCAGUUCCCCCUCAUGUUGGCGUACUGCAUGACUGGUCACAAGAGCCAAGGCCAGACAAUUGAGUACGUCGGAGUCGACCUGAGAACGGACUGCUUCACUCAUGGCCAGCUCUACGUCCUGUUGAGCAGAGUGAGACGUCCAGACGACAUCGUCGUUCUUGUACCAGACGACAGAAUAGUAGAAGGAGUUCUUUGCAUAGCAAAGAAUAUUGUAUAUGACGAGCUCCUUCUAAACACUGAUUAA